AGUGAUGACCAAGCUGAUCCCGAGAAACACAGUUAUUCCAACCAAGAAAUCUCAGGUUUUCACAACGUACCAAGACCAGCAGACAACUGUCUCAAUUCAGGUCUUUGAAGGUGAAAGAAGUCUCACCAAGGACUGCAGGCUGCUCGGGAAAUUCGACCUCAACGGAAUCCCACCAGCCCCAAGAGGAACCCCUCAAAUCGAGGUCACAUUCGAAGUGGACGCCAAUGGUAUCCUGAACGUGAAAGCAGAGGACAAGGCGAGUGGUAAAUCAGAAAAGAUUACAAUCACAAACGAGAAGGGUCGUCUGAGCCAAGAAGAGAUUGACCGGAUGGUGAAGGAGGCAGAGGAGUUUGCAGAGGAAGACAAGAAGGUGAAGGAGAGGAUCGACGCCAGGAAUGCGUUGGAGACGUACGUGUACAACAUGAAAAACCAAGUGAACGACAAGGACAAGCUUGCAGACAAAUUGGAAGGGGAUGAGAAGGAGAAGAUCGAAGCAGCAACCAAAGAAGCCUUGGAGUGGCUCGACGAGAACCAAAACUCUGAGAAAGAAGAGUACGAUGAGAAGCUCAAGGAGGUAGAAGCAGUGUGUAACCCAAUCAUCACGGCAGUAUACCAGAGAUCAGGCGGAGCACCAGGUGCAGGAGGAGAAUCAACGACUGAGGAGGAAGAUGAGUCUCAUGAUGAACUCUAGAUGUCUUUUUUUAAUAUUGAUUUGUUAAAACCAUUAGAGACAAGUUUUGAGUAUGAAAGAAACAAAAGUCGUUUUUUGUUUUUGUUUUUUUGUAUGUUUUUGGUUUUUCAUUUUAGGAAAGGGGAGUGAUUAAGUAGCGUCCCUUCUUUAGUCUCCCCGGACGUUCUCUUUAUGUUCCCUUUACUUCUUCAUAACAAAUACUUUUUUCCCAUCCAAAAUAA
Messenger RNA from Camelina sativa (false flax), 912 nucleotides. The record is from RefSeq and is a predicted model, not a curated record. NCBI's taxonomy places the organism in Eukaryota, Viridiplantae, Streptophyta, Magnoliopsida, Brassicales, Brassicaceae.